Messenger RNA from Paramecium sonneborni, 1005 nucleotides. The record is from the annotation of a GenBank genome assembly. Lineage: Eukaryota; Ciliophora; Oligohymenophorea; Peniculida; Parameciidae.
AUGAAAAAUAUACUUAUAAUAGCUUUAUUAGUAGCAAUAGCUUUUGCUAGUCUCAGAGGAUCUGAUAGAAAAGGACAAAAUCAUCAUGAUUUAAAAAAGGAAAGAAAAGGAGAAAGAGAUACAGAUAGAAGUGAUUCACUAUCUGGAUCAAAUGAAAAUGAAUAUUCUCUUUAUGAUAGUGAGGAUAGAUCUACUUUUUAUAGUAGUGAAGAUGUUAGUAGCUUAGAUUCCAGUGAAGAAGAUUCCACUCUCUAUAAUAGUGAAGAAAAAUAUACACUUUAUGAUAGUGAUGACGACAAUACGUAUGAAAGUACUCUAAAUGAUAGUGAAUCAAGUGAAAGUAGUUCAGAAAGUGAAUCUUAGUCUUCAAAAUUUAAUCAUAAAAGAAAUGAUCAAAAUAAAAAAUAAAAUAGAGAUGGAAAAAGAGGACAUAGAGGAGGUAGAUUCAAUAACAAAGAUAACUAAACUAGAGAUAGAAAACAUCCUCAUCCUCCAAGACCUCAAGAUGAAUUCUCAAAAAAGGUUUUCUAAAAUUUAAAAAAAACUGGAAAAGUUAUUUUAGAAGAAUGGAACAUCACUUAGGAUCCAUCUCUUAAAAACGAAAUUAGAGCUAUCUUGAUUACAAAUUUAGAAAAUUUAUUGCCUGUGGCUGAAGUUCUAAAUACUUAAGAAUCUGGAUCAAUUCAAUAAAUUGAUACAGUCUAACCAGAUAAUCACCCACAUCCACAUCCACAUCCACCUCCACCUCCAUAACCAGAAGAUGAGUUUGCUAAAAAGGUUUUCGAUACUCUACAUUAAAUUGGAUUUGAAAUUCUUGAGUCAUGGAAUUUAGAAUAAAAUGUGGAAGUUAAAAAUUAAAUUAGAGCUAAUUUGAUUCAAUAACUUAGUGAUCUUAUUCCAAUAUAAUAAGUGGAAGCACAAACUACUAUCAUAGAUGUUCCUAUUAUAAUUGACACUGUUCAAGAAAGAACUGCUCCAAGAUUAGCUGAGGAAAGUGGAAAUUGA